Messenger RNA from Capsicum annuum, 2557 nucleotides. RefSeq names its product polyadenylate-binding protein 7. Gene Ontology annotation, cellular component: ribonucleoprotein complex. Bases 373 to 2265 code for a protein of 630 amino acids. Lineage: Eukaryota; Viridiplantae; Streptophyta; Magnoliopsida; Solanales; Solanaceae. The record is from RefSeq and is a predicted model, not a curated record. Gene Ontology annotation, molecular function: RNA binding. The transcript is spliced from 10 exons.
CUCUUCUUACGAACGUGUUGCCACGUGCCACCUUCUACUUCUAAGCUCUGUUUGGUAGAAUUUCCUUAAAAGGAAAUUUUCAUGCAAAAUUCCUUCAACAAAACGCACACUCUCUUCUUCACUUUUUAGUUCAUAAUCACACUCAAAAUUUCCUUUCCCAUUUUGCUCUCUCUCCAUUUUAACAAACAAAGUUUUCUUUUCCUCUAAAUUAUCCCCAAUUUACCCCUAUUAACUCCAUUCUCAUCCCAAUUAAAAGCGCCAUUCCUUUAUAAGCAAGCACAACAUCCUUCCUCUCUCACUCACUCAUUCACUAUUUCUUUCUCUGGUUUAAUAGCAAUUUUGAACCGAAACCAAAAGGCUUGUUUGGUGUUAAUGGCGUUAGCUCCGACGACUGUUCUUACAACGCCGUCGUCGUUGUACGUUGGUGAUCUUCACCCCGACGUUUCCGAUGGACAGCUUUUUGAUUUCUUCUCGGAAUUCAAAAGCCUUGCUUCUGUUCGUGUCUGUCGUGAUUCAUCCACUGGACGUUCUCUAUGUUACGGCUACGUUAAUUUUGUUGUUCCUCAGGAUGCUGUACAUGCUAUUGAGGUGAAAAAUAACUCCAUCCUCAAUGGUAAGGUUAUUAGGGUAAGCUGGUCUCUGCGUGACCCUGAUGCGCGGAAAAGCGGAAAAGGGAACGUGUUUAUCAAGAACUUAAGUGAUACAAUUGAAAGUUCGAAGCUUCAAGAAAUUUUUCAAAAGUUUGGAAAUAUCUUAUCUUGUAAAGUUGUCACUUCUGAAGAUGGCAAGAGUAAAGGAUAUGGCUUUGUCCAGUUUGGGUCGGAGGAGUCUGCAAAUGCCGCUAUUGAGAAGCUUAAUGGGAUCAUGGUUGGAGACAAGCAGUUGUAUGUUGGUAAGUUUGUCAAAAAGACUGACAGGGUUUUGCCCAAUCCUGAUGCGAAAUAUACCAAUUUGUACUUCAAGAACUUGGACACUGACAUUUUAGAGGAUCAUCUUAGAGAAAAGUUCUCUAAGUUUGGAAGUAUAAGCAGCUUGGUCAUUUCAAGAGAUGAGAGCGGAACUUCAAAAGGUUUUGGAUUUGUAAACUUUGACAAUCCUGAUGAUGCUAGGAAAGCAGUGGAGGCUAUGAAUGGAUCACCCGUUGGCUCUAAGACCUUGUACGUAGCUAGAGCACAAAAGAAAGCAGAGCGCGAACAACUUCUGAAGCGCCUCUUUGAGCAGAGAAGGAGAGAGCAAAUUAUGAAAUACCAGGUUUCAAAUGUGUAUGUCAAGAAUAUUGACGAUGAUGUCUCAGAUACUGAGUUGCACGAACUGUUUAGCCAAUGUGGCACAAUCACUUCGUCAAAAAUUAUGCAAGAUGAGAAAGGUGUGAGCAAGGGUUUUGGAUUUGUAUGCUUCUCAACAGCAGAGGAGGCCUAUAACGCGGUGAAUACUUUUUAUGGACUUAUGUUGCACCGGAAGCCGUUAUAUGUGGCGAUUGCUCAAAGAAAAGAGGAAAGACAGGCUCAGCUACAACUACACCAUGCACAACGAAUUGCGGGCCUAACUGGACCUUCACCUAUGUUUCCUGGUGCAUAUCCUCCUUUUUACUAUACAGGCCCUGGUGUUGUUCCUCAAGUACCAACAAGACCUGGGAUGAUGUAUCAUACUCUCGGUAUGAGGCCAGGUUGGGGUACUAAUGGGUUCACAAACAUGACUAGACCUGGCUUUCAACCUUCUCCAGUUCCCAUGAUUCCUAAUACUUAUCGACAACAUCGGCAGAAUAGGGGAAGGUUGAACGGAAAUAUGCCAGCUUCCGACGUGAUCAGUGUGCAGCAGUCAGGUCAAUCAGGGGUGCCAUCGAAAGAAGCUAGCAAUUCUCAGCGUGGUGGGCAGGUCAAGUAUGUGCCCAAUGGCCGGACUCGUGACAUGACCAGAGGAUCUUUGGUAUCAAAUGCUGGUCCUGUUGCAGUUGGAUCAGUUGCUGAGAGUCCUGAAAUGCUGAGUAGCUUGCUUGCUGCUGCUGCUCCUGAGCAGCAGAAACAGAUACUCGGAGAGCGCCUUUAUCCUCUUGUCAUUAAACAUAAGCCCAAGCUUGCUGCAAAGAUAACCGGAAUGCUAUUGGAGAUGGACAAUGCUGAACUGCUAUUAUUGUUGGAGUCACCAGAAUCUCUGGAAACCAAGGUGGAGGAAGCUGUGGAGGUGCUCAAGUUCUCUAAGGCAAAAGUUUCCAGCCAAGAGUCACUUCAGCCAAGUUUUCUUUCUGCAGAAGUUGCAGUCAGCUGAGCAAUGCUGCUGCGAUAUAUUUGUCUUUAGCAAAGAUGGAAGUUUCCUAGAGGGUUGUAGUAAUUAAGGCUAGGUAGUAGAGUAAGCGCAAGGGUUGUCAUACCGUUUGGCAACCCCGAGUCUCCUUGUCUGCAUGGAAUCCAUAUUUUCUGCUUUGAAACAAUCUAGACAGUCUUUGUUAACCUUCAUUAUGAAGGAUUUGCUAGAGUCAUUACAUGACUUUAUAUUAUAGCCAGCUUAAUUUAAUGCAAACCUUUUUAAAUCUUUAUGAUGAAGUGGUUCUUAUUUUAAA